AUGGAGUUUGGAGAUGAUUAUUGGGUGGAUCUUGUGGACUUGAGUCCUUCUACUCGAGAAACUUUUCCGGAGAUUUUUGUCGAGACGAAUUUCGAGUCUGAUGACUAUUUUGAGGAGUUUUGGGGACCUGAGGAGGCAUUGGUUUUAAAGAGAUCUGAUUUUUUCGAGGAGGAGAAGAGGAAAUGUGUCAAGUUCAGAAAGAAGGAAGCUUUCAAGAAGGUGGAAGAAGUGAAAUGGGAAGGGGGAGGUGUUGGGAAGGUCCAGAAUUUUGAUUUUAGGGCGUGUCAGAGGAUUUUGGGAGCUGAACCAGUGGAAAUUGAGUUCCAUAAUUUCCAGCUGGGGAGAGAGUAUAAAAAAAUCAUCCUGAUCCGAAACGUCAGUGACGUGACGAUAGCUAAAUACCAAUUAGCGAGAAGAUUCGACGCCUCGAAAUUGAGAUUAAUCUGGAGAACGAGAAGUGGAGACAGGGUGGAUCUCGCACCGGGGAUGAGUACCACUUUGACUCUUGUUUUCAAAGCGAUGAGUCCUGAGGAUUAUAGUGAGAAGAUAGUGAUUAAUGUUGAAGGGGGAUUACCAGUAGUCAUCGACGUUCUGGCGCACAGAGACCCACCAGUUUUUAUAGGUGAAAAUUACCCGAGGGACAGCUCAUCUUCUCCGACCCUCAUCAACGCCAAAGACGAUCUCAUUCUCAACCAGUCGAACUUCCCCCGGAGCCCAAAGAGGGGAUCAUUGACCUGUCUAACGAGCGAUGGAGAAUUAGAAUGCAAUGAAUGCCUUGUUGGUGACGAGAAGACAAUUGAAGUUAAACUGACGAAUCUCGGAAGUUCAGGCAGAUUUUUCCUCGUGUCCGAGGCCAACUGGCACUCGAAGAAUAUCACAGACCUCACCGACACUUCAAAGCUCAUAACAACCAGCUUCACACUCUGGCCAGCGUAUUUCUACGUACGUCAGAACCAGUCCAUGAUCCUGAGGAUCUUCUUCACCCCCAACGUCGACGGUCUCCACGUGGAGAAAGUGUUUGUCGUCUGCGACAACUACUCCCUCCAAUCCUUCGAACUCCUGGGGGACGGAGUCAUGUUCCGCUGGGACUUCAUUCAUUUCGGCCCUAAUUUAAGAAGACAAUCGUUUUGUCUGGUGGAAUUAGAAGACAACAGAUUCUGCAAUUUCUUCAUAACAGAACUCGAUCCCGAGAUCCUCUCUGUUCUAGUUACAGUCACCAAUUUGUCCCAGUUUGAUAUCAAUUUCCGAUGGGAUGUGAUCAAUGAGAUCUGUCUGGGGGUUUCACCACCGAGAGGUGUUUUCCCGGGACAUACCGCCCUCACAUUCAACAUAUUCUCGACGAAUUAUGGCUUGUGCUCCGAGUUUGUGGAGAGCAAUUUACAACUGAUCCUCGAGGAUUUACCCCCUCAGGCGAUUCCUGGGGAGUAUAAGGAGUUUAUCGAGGAAUGCAGGGGGGAAAGAAGGAGAUGUGAGGAUUCUGUGGACAUAUGUGUGGCGAACGUGGGGGUACGGCUGCCCUCGAGGGAUUCCAGCAUCUCUGAGGAUACUUUUUCCUCGGAGGGGAGCCAUCGAGAAGAGAAUAUGUCGAUUGAAAUCAGAUUGAAGGGGCCUCGGGAGGAAAAAAACCUAUUGAAAUACGGGGAAGACUUGGCGGCAUGA
This is a messenger RNA of Diachasma alloeum, 1659 nucleotides long. Its product is annotated as deleted in lung and esophageal cancer protein 1-like. The transcript has 5 exons. Lineage: Eukaryota; Metazoa; Arthropoda; Insecta; Hymenoptera; Braconidae. The record is from RefSeq and is a predicted model, not a curated record. The coding region runs from base 1 to 1659 and encodes 552 amino acids. Gene Ontology annotation, biological process: negative regulation of cell population proliferation.